This is a messenger RNA of Acromyrmex echinatior (Panamanian leafcutter ant), 1061 nucleotides long. RefSeq names its product DUF1676 domain-containing protein Osi23 (gene Osi23). Lineage: Eukaryota; Metazoa; Arthropoda; Insecta; Hymenoptera; Formicidae. The record is from RefSeq and is a predicted model, not a curated record. Gene Ontology annotation, cellular component: membrane.
UUUCUGCACGUAUAAAUGUACGCAAUGCACUGCCCGCACGACCGUCUUCCACAGUAUACCACGACGUGUCUGUUCGUGAAGUGGUUUCCGGAGGAGUGCAGAUUUUUCCAGGAAAGACAUCAUAUAAAAAAAAAAGAGAAAACGCGAACAAAUUGCGUCACUAACCCAUAUUGAUAUUAUUGGUCCUGAGAGACUCAUAUGCGUCUAAAUACAGAUGCACCCUCGUGCUUUCCACGUCCUCGCCUUCAUGCUGACUGCAGUCGUAAGGGCCGGCUGUGACGAUAAAACAAAAUGGUACUCUGAGUUACGAUCCAUAAUCAAGAAUUGUCCAUCAGUGACGCAAAACAGCUCCGAUCAGGAUGAAUUAUUGGACAUUUUUAGAAGAUGCGUGCAGCAGAGAGCCAUUGACACUUUGGAUACUCUCCUCGACGAUGAUGUUAUUACGAUAUUCAACGGAGUCGAUCUGAUACGACUUCAUUCAAACGAUGAAAACAAUACAGAAUAUAAAGAUGAUUCUGCUGAUGAGUUAGAAGAGGAGGAUAUCAGUUGGUCGGCAAUCAUCUGGAAUCGAAUGACACGCGUCCUGCGGACUCACGCUUUUAAAAUUGACGUCGAUCGUAUAUUUAAUGCAGCUGCUAACAGUCCGAUGUCCGCACAAAAUCUGGAUAAUAAUAUCGUUCAGGGUCGGAAACGCCGUUACCGUCGUAAGAAUCACGUGUUUCCGCUGAUGAUGAUGGGCCUGCUGUUGAUAGGUACGAUUCUAGUGCCGAUGGGUUUUCAAUUCCUUGCGGUGUUGGGUGGUAAAGCCCUGAUACUCGCCAAAAUGGCUCUUAUAUUAUCCAGCAUACAAGGUCUGAAAAAGAUAGCUACUAGUGGCGUUAAUUACGGAUUAUAUCACGUCUCGGAUGGUUGGCAUGACAGAAGUCAUCAGGUACUUCCCAACGAGGAUCAAGAACAUUAUCCGUUAUAUAUGCCUCCGCGUCCUUAGUUCUUUGCCAAGUGAAAUUUUAAGUACAAGUCAUUCGAGAAAGUUCCAACGCGACGCGCAUUGUACUUUCGUC